AUGAUAGUCUGUGGAUGGGCUCCGCUGGGACUGAGCUCCGAGCGGGAUGAAGGGCUUGACUCCGGCGGAGACCCUCCGGCGGGGGGUGAGGGUUACGCCGGAGAUGCACUGGCGCAGCUCCGAGACUUCGAGAAUCAUGCGCUCCACAUACUCGGAACGUCUGCUAUGUGGGGUCCCGAUACCUCAGGUUUCGCCAUGUAUGACUCUCUGGAGAAGUUCCUUCCCAAGGAUGACCGCUAUGCGGCAAUGUUGCUCUAUGGCAUGGUGUUUUCUACCUGUUUCAAUGGAUACGAUGCUGGCAUCAUGACGGUCAUUCUAGCGGACAAACAAUUCAUCGCAUACUAUGGAAUUACUGCUAACAGGUCCGGCCUGGUUGCGACGAUCCCCUGGGCUAUGACUGGACUGGCCCAGCUUUGGCUGGGAGGCUCUCUAGCUGGAUGGCUAGGUCGCCUCUGGGCGUUACGUCUCUCGAUCUGUAUUAUGAUCAUUGGAGUUGUGGUUGAGGUUGUUCCAAAUAACUUUGGUGUCUUGAUUCUAGGUCGGCUCUUGACUGGCCUAGGCUUUGGCUGUGUCUAUAUCGCCACGAAUCUAUACGUCGCCGAAUGCGCCCCCACAAAGCUGAGAGGCAGUUUCGUAGGCACGGUAUCCCAAUUUGGUUAUCAACUGGGUACUUUGAUUGCUUUUUGGGCUGGCUAUGGGAUGUCUUUCCACAAGUCUCCCUACAACAUCGCAUGGAGAGUCUCAAAUGUUGUUCAGAUUCCGAUCGGCCUGGCCUUUAUUGCUGUCUCAUUUUGGUAUCCCGAAAGCCCCCGCUUCUUGCUGGAAAAGUACCCAGAGACACCUGAACGAUCUCUACAGAUGUUGAGCCGACUUAGGUCUGGGGUACCGACUGAUGAACGGAUUCGUACCGAGUUCCACGAAUUAGUGGCAUCGUACGAGUUCCGUCGACGGUACAAUCCCGGCUAUAUUGGACUUUUCAAGGAUAAAAGUAUGCGUAAGCGCCUUGCAUAUGGAUUCUAUGCAGCAGGUCUUCAGCAGGUAGGUCAUAACCAGACAUCUAAUGUGCAUCUUCUGGAGAUUCUGACAGAAUUCAAGUGCGGUGGUAUUGCCGCGCUUACGAUGUACGCCACUCUCAUUUAUCAGAGUCUCGGAUGGGACGCUGGCUCACAAGCUUUGUCAAUCAACGGCAUUCAAUCUGUCCUGCAAUUGUUGAUUGUCUUGGUCAACACUUUCACUGUGGAAAAAUUUGGUCGGCGAGGCCUAUUGAUGGCUGGAUUCGCUAUUCAGUCACUGGCGCUAUUGAUCAUGUCUUGUCUCACCACGGCCUUCCCUUCCAAUGGAAACAAAGCUGCCGCUGUAGUCGAAGUUGCCAUGCUCUUCGUUGUGGGGUUGACCUAUUGCUGGUCUAAUGGCCCCAUCGCGGCCGCGGUAGUAUCCGAAAUAUUUCCGCAGCAUGUUCGAGACAAGGGCUUUGGUCUUUCGAUGCUUGGCCAAACUUGCUGGCUCAUCCUGCUCACCCAAUCUUGGCCCUCGUUCAACGACAAAGUUGGAGGCCACAGCUAUUGGCUAUUGUUUGGGCUGAAUGUAAUGGCUGGGAUCUCAGUUUACCUCAUUCUCCCUGAAACAAAGGGUAUCUCACUGGAGCGAAUGGAAAAGAUAUUCGGUGGCUUGGAUCAUGUCGAGGCGGGCGAGUGUGAAGGUGGCUCCGAGAAACUAGAGGCAAUGGCCAAUGUCGAAAAGGGACAAAAGACCCCAAUAGCCCAUGUGGAAGACUUACCCAGGCAGGGCUCGUCGGUUCCACAAACAUCGAUAGUCUGA
Penicillium maclennaniae is the source of this 1818-nucleotide messenger RNA. RefSeq lists its product as uncharacterized. NCBI's taxonomy places the organism in Eukaryota, Fungi, Ascomycota, Eurotiomycetes, Eurotiales, Aspergillaceae. The record is from RefSeq and is a predicted model, not a curated record. Bases 1 to 1818 code for a protein of 605 amino acids. Gene Ontology annotation, biological process: carbohydrate transport; transmembrane transport. Gene Ontology annotation, cellular component: membrane. Gene Ontology annotation, molecular function: carbohydrate:proton symporter activity. The transcript is spliced from 9 exons.